AAUAUUUUGUUAGUAAUUUUAGUUAAUGACCAUUAAUUGAUAUGAUGCAAUGUAAUCUAAGUAUCUAACAAAGAAAAUAAAAUAUAUUGUUUCUCUGAUUGGCUAAUUCCCUUUCCCCCUUCGGAAAGGUGAGCAGUAAACCCUAUAUUAAAGCUGAAAUUGUGUACUAUAUUUCGAGAAAACCCCGGGAAGGAAAUAACACAAAGCCACCGGCCUGAGGAAAUAACCGAAAACCUCAAAGAUUCUCUCUCUGAAACCGGAAGAAAAAUGGCGGCUCCACAGAUUGACGGAGCCGGAAACGAAGCUCGGGAAACCCUCAAAGCAUUCCAGCGCAGAGCUUCCGAAGCCGAGGAUCGGCUGUCGAGACUGGAAGCUGCAUUGGCAAGUAAGGCAGAUGGUGGGGAUUCAGAGCUUCUGAAGACUAUAAGUGAACUCCAAUCGAAAUUAGAGGAUGUAACUGCAGAGUUAGCUUCGGAAAAGCAGAAGGCACAAAAGCUUGCUGUUGAGAAUGGGAAGCUCCAGUACCGAGUUACACAUCUCGUCCGUUCAGUCAGAGAAUCUGACUGAAACUCUUACAAACACUUCGAUGGUAUAGCGAGAUACCGAAUUGGUUUUUUUACAUAUUAUGAGAUUCACAGCUAAAGAAUCAGAAACUAGUCUUACUAUUACCUCAUUCUUGCAGCAGGAUUUGAUCAGAAGCUAGAUUCUGUAGUUGAUGAUGGGAGGAAUCCUUCUGUCUGUUCGAAUUAUCAUUUCUAGUAUUAUCAUCCAACUUUGUUAUUACUUAUUAGCUGCUUGGUGUUCAUCGUUCUCCUCCUUUCAUGGCGUUCGCUUCUCUUGCAAGAAAACUUGAUCUUAAAUAUUUGUGUAUUGUUGAUAUAGACUUGGUUCCCUUUUGGGAAAGAGUAGGUAGUUAUUAUGAAGUCUGCCGGUUGAGGUGCCGUUUUCUUUGUUCAGAUCAGCUGAAGAAAUGACUCAAAGCUCCUAUUUUAACCUACUGAUUUGACUCCCCUUGGUAGUUGGAAUUACCAAGAACAUGAAAAAAGCUACUUGACAUAGUAAUUUCAGUGGGAAUUGCUGGACAAUAUUUUCAACGGGGAAAGUGAUGGAUCCUUUGCUUUUUACUUAUCUAGGGUGUAAUCCAAAAACAGUAUUACUGGUUAACUGUUAGAACUUGAUGACAUUGCAACCACCUAGGAUGGUUCAAGUGGGUAAAACACGAAGUUAGCAAGUAGCAACUUGUAGACCUUGUAAGUUGUAAUCACAUAGGAUGUCUCAAGUGGUUAGACAUGAAGUUGACACGAUGUAUUCGCUACGAAUUCGCAAGAAAUAGUAUAUAGGGAAUCAUCUCUUGGUGGCCGCGGCAAGGUGGUAAGCAUGAAUCCUUAGCUCUAACGAUCCAGUGUCAAGAAAUCGGGGUUUGGAUUCAUGUCAUUAAAAGAGAGGGGGAAAACAAACAUUACAUUUUUAAUUUUUCUGUUUACUUCUCUUGAAAUAAUAAGUUACAAUCUUUUGUUUGAUCGAUAAAUUCUAAACAUUCUUUUGAAACAUCAUAGGAAUUCACAAAAUGAAUAUAGUUUGAGCUUAUUCAUAGAUGACAAGGAUCAAUGACACAAAAAUACUUUCAAAAAUUUUAGGUCAACAUGUCAUCAUUCACCAAUAAUCCAUCAUAGAUCAUCAAAAGAGCUACACCUUUUGUCAAAACUAAAAAAAAAACCUUUUUGGGCCAUAAGCAUGGUUUGUUAUCUACAAACUACAUUGCUUUUAUGAAUCUAAACGCAUCAUUUUCUUAAGAAAAAACAUCAAAUUAAAGGCAUAGUUAUAGUUUCAAAUGCACUUAAUCUACCUUUAUGUGGUUUGGUGGUAACCAACCUACCUUAAUUCAACAACUACCUUUCACCUUUGUGUAGCUUAUGGACAACCGAAACAUGAUAAACGUACACACAAUUCCUACGCGUAUUUGAUCGUCCAAUUUGUAAUCUCACCCGUCAUCAUAUAGAGCAUGCACAAUAUGAGUCGGAAUAAAAACUUAUAAUGUGU
Molecule: messenger RNA, 2040 nt
Organism: Linum trigynum
Lineage: Eukaryota; Viridiplantae; Streptophyta; Magnoliopsida; Malpighiales; Linaceae
Source: the annotation of a GenBank genome assembly